This is a messenger RNA of Lacerta agilis (Sand lizard), 2439 nucleotides long. Its product is annotated as maestro heat-like repeat-containing protein family member 6. The coding region runs from base 99 to 2060 and encodes 653 amino acids. The record is from RefSeq and is a predicted model, not a curated record. NCBI's taxonomy places the organism in Eukaryota, Metazoa, Chordata, Lepidosauria, Squamata, Lacertidae. The transcript is spliced from 15 exons. Gene Ontology annotation, cellular component: cytoplasm.
UAUCCCAGGAUUUCCCCCUUCUUGGACAGCUGGUGGCGCUGUUGUCCCUUCACAUCGCAGACAACGUGAAGGAGAUUGGCCUGCAGUCAUCGGAGGCCAUGUACCAUCUCCUUUACAUCAUGAUAGCGAAAAUGGGUAAGGAACUGGAGAUGAGGAGUAAGAAUAAGAAAGGCAACAUGGUCAGGUGGGUCAGAGAAGACUUCUUCAUCCCUGGGCCCACCGUCUUCUACAACAACAUCCCCAAAGUGGCAAAGGCUUUUGGGGAGCACCUCAAGCCCAGCCAGAUCACCGAAGUCUUGUUAAAGGCGAUUGACAAGCUGACAGUGGAAGACAGAGCCAUCUCUCAGGCUGCAGGAGUGCUGCUGAGCUCCUUCCUGGAGGAAACCGGAGCCGACAUAGAAGAUCUACCCAUGAUUUUCAGGGAGAUUUAUAACAAUCUCCCUAGAAUAAGAGACACCCGGGCGAAGGGGGAGACAAUAACGGCGCUCGUCCACCUCGCCAUAAGGCGCAUAAAUGGAGUCGUAGACUGCCUUAUAUCUACCUCCAUUGAGGCCAACGGAAGUGCCGCAGUAAUUUGGAAGGCCUUGGUCGCCAAUCCUUAUUGCAGUCUCAAGCUGCUGAAGCCCCUUCUGAAAAGGCUCCAGGAUGAAGAACCCAAUUUGGAAGUCACUAGCAGGCGACACAGCGAGUCUCAAAUGCCAAUGGCGGCUACCAACGCUCUGCGUCUCAUCCUGUCCCUACCUGAGGCAUCGACUGUACUGCAGAACAAGUUCCCCAAGCUAUUGCUUGCACUUACCAGUCAUAUCUAUUUUGUUCUUGGGGCGAGCAGAAGAGGUUCGUGGGCGACGAGUCUCAUCCCGGACCCCUCUUCGCCUCUCACUGCUGUGGAGGCGCUGAAAAACCUUAUUGGCUGUGCUGGAUAUUUAAAAGAAGCUAGCAUUUUGGAGGUGCAAAGGUGCUGGGAGAGGCUGUCAAACCCAGAAAGCUUUCUUGAAGGCAUUUACUUUUUGGCCAGGACCUUAUUCACCUUCAACAAAAAGGACCUGCGAAGGACCUUCAGGGUGGCCGAGGACUACCUGCAAUCCCCUGACAUUAACAAGUUCACGGUCGGGGUGGCCUUCUUCACCGAGCUCCUUUUUCACUCGGAGACAAGCUUAGAUUUCGUGAAGGAGCAAAAGAUUAUGCGCCGCCUGAUGGACUGGAUGGGGCAAGCCAACCCCCACGUGAAGCUCUGCGGCAUCCGAGGGCUGGGCUACAUGCUGCAGCACCCACUGCCGGAAGAGUCCUUGGACCCCUUCGUCUCGCCCCUGAUAAACUGUGCUUCCAACCCAGACGGGCGUGUUGCCAAAGACUCCAUUAAGUGCCUGCAACUCCUGUUCCAACACUUGGAGGCCGAGAAAUACAGUUUAGCCGGGUGCAACCUCUACCCUCAACUCUUGACAUACUUUGAUGAUGAAGACAGAGAGCUGCAGAAUUGCUCCAUCAGUCUUUUCGGGAUGCUGUUGAAGGGCAUAAAGGAAGAGCACAGAAACAGGGCAGAGGACAGCAUCUUCAGGAGCCUCGUCCCCCUGAUAAUCCAUCUGACCGACUAUUGGUGCGGAGAGAAUUGUCGGAUUGUCCUUAACACAAUUGUCACCUUCCUGGAACUCGAGGAGCUGCCCUUUGACAUCUUUGAGAUUGGCCAGCAAGACGGACUGGACUACAGAUACUCACUUAUCUGCAAGUACCUUUUGCGCAGAUACACACACAGGUUGCCAGAAAUGCUAGCGCAGAUGAUGGAAUCCCUAAGGAGCAGGACCCCUGUGCACCGCAAGACAGCGGCCCUACUGCUAGCAUACAGUGCACAGUAUAUUGAACCCGACGUGGUGAGCGCUAAACAAGUAGAAGAUAUAUAUAUGGCAACCUGGGACCUUCGUGACGACAUUAACACAUCCGUGUCCAAAGCUGCAGUGACUGCCAGCGACGAACUGUUAAGACGCUGUGGAGACCAAAUGAAUCCAGAGAUUGUGCCCAGCGAGCAUCGCCUGUCCUUACUAAGAAACAACAUGGCAAGGCACUGAGACCAAGAAGGAAGGAGGUCUUGGGAGAGAGCAGGCAAGCAGCAGGAGCGCUCCUUGCUUUCCACGUGCCACAAAGAGCAGCUGCGUGGAGAGGGCCGGGGCGGCUGGGCUUCCCCUUGGGUUGAGGGCCCUUGCAGAGAACUGGGGCCCAGGAAGGUGCUAUUCUUGUGGGGAAUUUGGACACAUCCAAAAGGACUGCCCCAAAGUGAAAUGCUAUAGAUAGGUAAAUCAACAAAUGUGAAUAUUAAUCCCAUUAUGCUGACCUUUAGGUCUCUUAUAAUCAAAUUGUGUUUACAAUAAAAUAUAUGGGGUCAGUUAACAUUUGGAUUUAUUUAUUUUGCAACGGUUUCUACCGUAAUAAAAUUUGUUUAUUGGUUUU